AUGUUUAUCAAGUCAUGGGCCAAAGUUUGCCACGUUGGAUCCCUUCCGCCGGAAUUGACGCCGGUUCUAGAAAGAUCUUUCAUCAACGACCCUUUAGAUAUCUGCACGAUUUUCACCGAAAGAUGGAAAGAAUUUGCCACGGAAGGAACCGGCCUCACUCUAAUGGAAAUGAAACCGGAACCAGGAUUACUCCGAGGAACAUUCCGACUAAGUCGACAACAGAUGGGUCAAAUAAAGAGCAAAAUAGACGGCAAUGUUUCAAGUUUUACGGCGGUUUGUUCGUAUAUAUGGGCGUGUCUGGUCAAAGCAGAGGGAGGGGAUAUUACAAACGAGAAUGUUUUUCUCAUAAUAAACAUGGAUUGUCGAUCACGAUUGGAACCUCCGAUUCCGGCCAAUUACAUUGGCAACUGUGUGGCGUUUCGGGUAGCAAGGACAAAGGUUGUUUCUUUGGAAGGGGGAAAUGGGUUGGUGACGGCGGCGGCGGCCAUUAAAGAGGCGGUUGGAAGCUUGCCUCAAGGAGUUGUGAAAGGGGCAGAGAAGUGGUUUUCGGAAGCAGAUUCAACAUUUGCCGGUCAGAAAACGUAUGGCAUUGGUGGGUCGCCUUGGUUUGAGUUGUAUGGGGCGGAUUUUGGAUGGGGCCGGCCGGUGAAGGUGGAGAUGGUCUCCAUUGACAAGGCUGUAGCUCUCUCUCUGUGA
Molecule: messenger RNA, 696 nt
Organism: Impatiens glandulifera
Lineage: Eukaryota; Viridiplantae; Streptophyta; Magnoliopsida; Ericales; Balsaminaceae
Product: malonyl-coenzyme:anthocyanin 5-O-glucoside-6'''-O-malonyltransferase-like
Exons: 1
Coding region: 1-696 (231 amino acids)
Source: RefSeq, a predicted model, not a curated record